Molecule: messenger RNA, 1746 nt
Organism: Zygotorulaspora mrakii
Lineage: Eukaryota; Fungi; Ascomycota; Saccharomycetes; Saccharomycetales; Saccharomycetaceae
Gene: PHO84
Product: phosphate transporter PHO84
Exons: 1
Coding region: 1-1746 (581 amino acids)
Biological process (GO): transmembrane transport; phosphate ion transport
Cellular component (GO): membrane
Molecular function (GO): phosphate transmembrane transporter activity
Source: RefSeq, a predicted model, not a curated record
AUGAGUGAUUCGAAGGGCAGUGAGAUCCACCAGGAAGUUCAUGAGAAGAACAUAACGGUCGGUGGUAAUGCGGCAUUCCACAACUAUAUCAACGAUUUUGCACACAUCGAGGAUCCUUUGGAAAGAAGAAGACUGGCUUUGCAGAAGAUCGAUGACGCGAGCUUUGGUUGGUACCACGUCCGUGCGAUUUUAGUUGCGGGUGUUGGUUUCUUGACCGACUCAUACGAUAUUUUCGCUAUCAAUUUGGGUAUCUCGAUGAUGACGUACGUUUUCUGGGGUGGUAACAUUCCAAGCUCUACCUCAACUCUAUUGAAGGUCUCCACAUCUGUUGGUACCGUCAUUGGUCAACUUGGAUUCGGUACCAUGGCUGAUAUUGUUGGCCGUAAGAAGAUUUACGGUCUUGAAUUGAUUAUCAUGAUUUCUGCAACUGUUUUGCAGUGUACUGUCGGACCAGCUCCAGGUGUUAGUUUCCCAGCUGUUUUGACUUUCUACCGUAUCAUCAUGGGUAUUGGUAUCGGUGGUGACUAUCCGCUAUCUUCCAUUAUCACCUCUGAGUUUGCUACCACCAAAUGGAGAGGUGCCAUCAUGGGAGCUGUGUUUGCUAACCAAGCAUUUGGGCAAAUCGCAGCAGGUAUUGUUGCUUUGGUUUUGGUUGCCGGCUACAAAAAUGAUCUAGUAGGUGUUGCCAAUGGUGCUGAAUGUGGCGCUGCUUGUAUCAAAGCCUGUGACCAAAUGUGGAGAAUCUUGGUUGGUUUGGGUGCCGUACCAGGGUGCAUUGCUUUGUACUUCAGAUUGACCAUUCCUGAAUCUCCACGUUACACCUUAGAUGUUGAUGCUAACGUGAACAAGGGUGCAGCUGACAUUGGUAAAUUUGUCUCUGGUGAAAAGGGUGAUGCUGAAAAUGAUCAAGUGGCACGUUUGGAAAGAGCCCCAACUGCUGUCGAGGCUGUCGAAAUUCAAACUCCAAAGGCUUCUUUCAAAGAUUUCUGCCACCAUUUCGGCCAAUGGAAGUACGGUAAGAUCUUAUUGGGUACCGCUGGUUCUUGGUUUUGUCUGGAUGUUGCAUUUUAUGGUUUAGGUUUGAACACUGCUGUUAUCUUACAAGCCAUUGGUUACGCUGGUAAUGGAGACAUCUACACCGUCCUAUACAACUCUGCUGUUGGUAACUUAAUCUUGAUCUGUGCCGGUUCGUUGCCAGGUUACUGGGUUUCCGUUUUCACGAUGGAUAUUAUUGGUAGAAAGCCAAUUCAAUUAUUUGGUUUCUUCAUUCUUACCGUGUUAUUCUGUGUUAUUGGUUUUGCUUACCACAGACUAUCAGACGGCGGUCUACUAGGUCUAUACAUUGUCUGUCAAUUUUUCCAAAACUUCGGUCCAAACACUACCACUUUCGUCAUUCCCGGUGAAUGUUUCCCAACUAGAUACAGAUCGACUGCUCACGGUUUAUCCGCUGCAUCUGGUAAAGUCGGUGCAAUCAUUGCUCAAACCGCUUUGGGUACUCUAAUUGAUUACCAUUGUCACAGAGACGGUUUGAAGAAGAACUGUUGGUUGCCUCACGUUAUGGAGAUUUUCGCUCUUUUCAUGUUGGUUGGUCUAUUCACUAGUCUGUUAGUUCCAGAAACUAAGAGAAUGACUCUGGAAGAAGUCACCGAGAAAUACCACGACGAAAUCGAUCCUUCUGCUUACGGUCGUUCCGUUGUUGGUAGCAACUCUACCUCCGCCGGCUCCACAAUGUCGGAACAGGUAUAA